AUGAAAGACUUUAUUGAUAGAAUGCCUGAGGAGAGCAGGGUAACCCUGUAUGAUCAACUCGGAGGGAAUUCCCAAUAUUCCUCCCAGAGUUCUGAAAAUCAACAUCUGACUCCUGUGCAAAAAUUGUUCUCAAAGGCUGUUGUUUUACCUAUUGCUGAGAUUAUUCAACUUACGGAUAUUACAUUUUGUGCUACUGUCGCUACAACAAAAUUAUUAGCCGCGUCUCCAUUUGGAUGGUACUAUCGUGCCUGUCAUAUGUGUCAAUCUAUAGCGCGUGAGGACAGCCCCCCAUUUGAGUGUGAAGCUGGUCAUGAAACCAUGGCUGAAGUCCUUAGGUAUAAGAUUGAGAUUGAGGUUACUCAUGGGGGCAAAAGCUGCAAUUUUUUCUUCUGGAACAGAGAAUGUGAAAUGCUUUUGGGUUUAUCUGCAUCCCAACUGCGUAACACUAUGAUUCAGGUUGGAAUUACUGAUCCAUUGGACUUCCCGUUAGCCCUUGAUCAGUUGUUGAAGUUGGAAAUGGCUAUGAAGGUUAAGUGGCAUCCACGCUGGAAGAACUGUUCCGUCGUUAUGAUUAUAAAAAAUGAUCCUAUUAUCCAGCAACUUAAGGAAAAAUGGGGAACAUACGAGAUUAAAGAGAAUGUUGAUGAGGCUAAAAUAGAUGCCAAUGAAGACUGUGAAUUGGUUACGGACCUGGAAAUUACUUCUGAGCACAAGCCUGAUGCUGUCACACCUGCUGGUAAGAGGCAUUUUCCUGCUGCAUCAAGUGAAUCCACUGAUUUGGACGGAUUACAUGAUGGAGAACUGUCAUCAAACAAGCUGAAGAAGAUAAUUAAAAUGGAGAAGAUUGAUUAA
This is a messenger RNA of Vicia villosa (hairy vetch), 852 nucleotides long. RefSeq lists its product as uncharacterized. Bases 1 to 852 code for a protein of 283 amino acids. The transcript has 7 exons. Lineage: Eukaryota; Viridiplantae; Streptophyta; Magnoliopsida; Fabales; Fabaceae. The record is from RefSeq and is a predicted model, not a curated record.